AUGGUAGGAAAUGUUAAUGGGGGUGAAGAGGAGAAGCAAGAGAGUGAGGGAAACUUUUGUAAGGUAUGCAAUAAGGGAUUUAGGUGUGGUGGAGCUCUAGGAGGACACAUGAGAGCCCAUGUUAUUGGAGAUAUUAAUAAUGUUGAAGAAAAGAACUCCAGGAAUAAACUGUCUGAAGGCAAUUACAAAGCCAAAACGAGUCGUUAUGUGGAUUAUCAAGUAAGUGAAGAAGAGAAACACAAGAAUAAGUCGAUGGCAUUGAUCAAGAUGGACAAUAACUAUGAUGAUCAUGAUCGUUAUUCGGUUUCAAGUGAAGAAGAAGAUCUUGCUAAUUGCUUGGUCAUGUUGUCUAACAAAUCUUGUGCAUUGUCUAAUAAGAAGGAAGUAAUAAUGGCUAAACAAGUGGAGAUAAAAGGUAUGUUCCAAUGCAAAUCUUGUAAGAAAAUCUUCAAUUCCCACCAGGCAUUAGGGGGACACAGAGCGAGUCACAAGAAGGUGAAAGGUUGUUUUGCUGCGAAAUUAAUGGACAACCCCAAUAGUAAUAUUAUUGAACAAGAUUCGAUUGCUGAUAUGGAAGAUGACGAGGUAUUGGCCACACCAGAAUUUCGUGAUUCUUACUCGAAGAAGAGAUCUAAGGUACAUGAAUGUUCAGUAUGUCGUAGGGUAUUUUCUUCCGGACAAGCCUUAGGAGGGCACAAGAGGUGUCAUUGGCUUACCUCAACUUCAGUAGACAAUGCUUUCAUACCCAAAUUCCAUGAAUUUCAAUAUGAUAAUAGCCAACAACUCUACGAGAAACUCGCCAUCGCCCCAGCCUCCAUUCCAGCCCAACUUGAUCUCAACUUGCCAUCUCGUGAGAAUAUUACUGCUGAUGACACAAUUAGUAAAUAUGAAGAUUCAACAAGAUUGUAUCUAGAACAAUGGGGUGAAGGAAAAGUUUUCGAUAGUAUUACGAAUCAAAACCAACAUAAAAUCCAAGGCACGAAUCCAGUUACGAUCCCCGAUGGUCGGAACAGUGAAAACACAAGUGAAAUUAAGCUUAAAGAUUUAAGAGAGACGAAUUUGGAUGGAGAGUCUUCUAGUUGGUUGCAGGUGGGGAUUGCUUCAACUACAGAUAUAUAUUAA
Fraxinus pennsylvanica is the source of this 1122-nucleotide messenger RNA. The record is from the annotation of a GenBank genome assembly. NCBI's taxonomy places the organism in Eukaryota, Viridiplantae, Streptophyta, Magnoliopsida, Lamiales, Oleaceae.